AUGGAUAAUAUGAACUACACCCAACCGGGGUUUGCUCCCGUCUACAACUAUCCCAACCCCAUACAUUACAUGAACAACCAAUACCGUGUGCAACACAACUUUAAUUAUCCGUAUAUGUACAGCUAUCAGUCUCCUCGCGCUCAUCUUCUCGAAAGGAAUGGAGCGGCUGACCCAAGGACGGAAUCCAAACCACGACUAUCCAAGGAGGAAGUAGAGAAGCUAGAAAAGGUGUUCCAGGAGAACCCGAAGCCAUCGAGUUCCGUAAAGGCUGCGUUGGCGGACAGCCUCGGUCUAGAGCGACCACGAAUCAAUAAUUGGUUUCAAAACCGCCGCGCAAAGGCCAAGCAGGACAAGAAGCAGUCCGAUUAUAACGAGCAGCUGAAGGCAGAGAAAGCCAGCGCCUCACCAUCCUCUCCAGAGGAGGGUGGAUCAAGCGGGUCAUCAGAGCCUGCAGGUGACGGUGUCCGCCGGCAUACGCAGCCUUCGUCUGCUACUUUCCCUGAUAUGAACUCGGCUUCGGAAGUAGCUAAUGGCGGCGCCGACGACGAGGUGCCUGACGACGACGAACCUGACUGUGAUGGCUCUGAUUCCCCUUUUGGACAUGAAGGAUCUGGCCACGUCGACGUUUCUGAAGACUGUCAACAACCGUACCACUUCGACAACACACCGAUUAUCCUUCAUGACCAGCACAGCUCGAACUUUUCUCACUCUGAUGUUGCGGGUUUUAAUCCCAUAAAUGCUGAGCAUCUCGACCAAGAUCAGUUGGCUGGUCUAACCAACAGCAUACCCUCGCCGAACGACCAAUUUACAGGGGAACAGACGAGUUGCCAGUACUCGAUGAUCGACGGAAACUUUUCGACACCUAUCUUUCGAUCGGAAUCAACUUUUAGCACAACCCAGCUAAACGGGACACCUUUGGAAACCCAUGGAAGUGGCAGCAUCAGUGAGGAGGGCACAAUGAUACAGCAAGGGAUACCGACUCCUACCGACUCUUUCAAGUCGCCACCUCCUCCGGCUAAUAUCGCCUCCCGACGAAACAUUCCGCGACCAGCGACGCUACAGACAAACACUGCUCACAGGAGCCGCUCAUACAAUUUCGGCGCAUACAGAAACACCUUAGAUGGGUCGAAGCGAGUAGGCCCCUCAAGUCCUGCCCCGGCAGCUGUUCGAAGGAUAUCCUCAACUGCCUGUAUGUCUGGAAGAAUUCAAAAACCGGGUUCGGGAUCACGAUCUCCUAUGUAUAGAUGCAACCCUGAAACCAUUCGCGGCUGCCAUGUUCACUCUCCAGCGGGAGCGGUGACUGCAACUUUCCCGGGAGCCGCCCCCCCUACUCCCAUGACACCUGCCGUCAUCGACUCUCAGGUUAUUCAGGACCCUACGAUGUCAUCGCAUUGCUCUGACGAUACUUCAUUCAUGCUUGCAAACGUAUACCAUGAAGCCAAGGCCGACGCCAACUUGAAAACACCUCCAAGCACUCCAGGGGUUCUGAACGCUUUCGGCCACUCUUUCAAUACCCAACCGUUCAACAACAAUUUUGAUUUCCAGUCUAUGGAUCAACCAAUUUUAACCCCUUACCAAACCGAGUUUCCCGACCUCACUGUACGAAACGUGCCAAGCUACGUCGAAACGAACGAGGUGAGCCCCACGACACCUCUAUAUCCAGUCAUGAUGGGGCUUCCAGAGCAAAAUUCCUACGUCCACAAUCCGAUGGGGAACACACAGUUUGACUGGGACGCCAAUGAGUCAGUCAACUCGUCAAGAUCCCCCCAAAACCAACAUAGGACUAAACAAAUUCAGUUCACACAGAACCUAACCCCCCUAGACUACCCACUUCAUCAGGACAAAUAG
This is a messenger RNA of Hypoxylon trugodes, 1848 nucleotides long. RefSeq lists its product as uncharacterized. Gene Ontology annotation, molecular function: DNA-binding transcription factor activity, RNA polymerase II-specific; DNA binding. Gene Ontology annotation, cellular component: nucleus; RSC-type complex. Gene Ontology annotation, biological process: regulation of transcription by RNA polymerase II. NCBI's taxonomy places the organism in Eukaryota, Fungi, Ascomycota, Sordariomycetes, Xylariales, Hypoxylaceae. The coding region runs from base 1 to 1848 and encodes 615 amino acids. The transcript is spliced from 2 exons. The record is from RefSeq and is a predicted model, not a curated record.